UAAAAACAGGCGGGCCAUAUGACUUAAAGCAGAUCCUGUAGUAGCUGUUUUUCAACAUCCAUCACUGGUACUCCACAUUUUCUUUUGUCCUGAUCAUUAUCUGAGUCCAGGAAGAAACCAAACCCAGAACAAAAUCACCACGGAGAAUCCUCUCGCACUAAAAUGGCACUAAGCAAUAAUGUUAUUGGUGCUAUCAACUUUGUCGCCAUGCUUCUCUCCAUCCCAGUCAUAGGUGCUGGGAUUUGGCUAGCAACGGAACCAGACAACUCUUGUGUCAAGAUCCUACAAUGGCCUGUCAUUAUCUUGGGAAUGCUGAUCCUGAAAGUAGCUCUUGCAGGCUUUGUAGGAGGUUUCUGGAGAAUCCCUUGGCUCCUUAUCUUUUAUCUCAUUGCCAUGCUCAUCCUUAUAAUAUUGCUCGCAUGUCUAACGGUUUUUAUAUACAUGGUGACUGUUAGAGGCUCAGGCCACCUUGCACCGAGUAGAGCCUACUUGGAAUAUCGUCUUGAUGAUUUUUCAGGUUGGCUUCGCCGAAGGGUUCAUAGUUCAUAUAAGUGGGAUCGGAUAAGAGGUUGCCUUAGCUCCUCUAAUACGUGUGCUGAGUUGAACCAGAGUUAUCACAUGGCUCAAGAUUUCUUCAAUGCUCAUAUUAGCCCCUUGCAGUCAGGAUGCUGUAAGCCCCCGACCGAAUGUGGGUAUACAUUUGUGAACCCAACAUAUUGGAUUAGUCCAAUAAACAUUGCUGCAGAUAUGGACUGCCUGAAAUGGAACAAUGACCAAAAUCAACUUUGCUACAAUUGCGAUUCAUGCAAGGCCGGAUUAUUGGCUAAUUUGAAAAGGGAAUGGAGAAGGGCAGACGUCGUACUGCUCAUUACUCUCAUUGCCUUAAUAUGCGUUUACUUGAUUGGUUGCUGUGCCUUUAGGAAUGCCAAAACAGAAGACUUGUUUCGCAGAUACAAACAAGGUUAUACAUAAGACCUAAUUAAUCAGAGAACAACGUUGUAAUGCUUGCAUUGUAAGGUAGUUAAUGUGUUGUGGGAAUAUUGCUCUGUUUCUUUUGCUAAUUCUAUUUCUAUAUACGAGUUUCCUGCAAGAA
Molecule: messenger RNA, 1093 nt
Organism: Populus trichocarpa (black cottonwood)
Lineage: Eukaryota; Viridiplantae; Streptophyta; Magnoliopsida; Malpighiales; Salicaceae
Product: protein TORNADO 2
Exons: 2
Coding region: 163-972 (269 amino acids)
Biological process (GO): auxin-activated signaling pathway
Cellular component (GO): plasmodesma; plasma membrane
Source: RefSeq, a predicted model, not a curated record